AUGUUAAGGAUACGAUUAUUAAAGCUAUGUUUACUAGUUUACAACAUAGCACAUGUUCAUUGCGUGUUAGUAGACUUACAGAGUUUAAAUUCGACUCAAAUUGAGGACGAAUACAAAGAUUAUGUUGUGGAUUGCAGUAAGUUCUUACGUUUUUUCUUUAAAAGGUUGUAAAUCUCAAGCUCAAGCUCAAGCUCAAACCUAAAUUCAGGCUUAAGCUUAAGUUCAAACUCAAGCUUAAGUGCAAGCCUCAAACUCAGAUCCAAGCUCAUUUUCAAGACUCAGGCUCAGGCUCAGGCUCAGGCUUAGGCUCAGUCUUAGGUUCAAGUUUAAACUCAAGUUCAAGCUCAAACUCAACUAAUCGUUAACACAGGCUUUGGCUCAAAGUCAGGCUCCGGCUUAUCCUUUAACUCAGACUCGGGUUCAGGUGCAGGCUCACUUCAGGCCCAGGCUCAAACUCAGGCUCAGGCUCAGGCUCAGGCUCAGGCUCAGGCUCAGGCUCAGGCUCAGGCUUAGGCUCAGUCUUAGGUUCAAGUUUAAACUCAAGUUCAAGCUCAAACUCAACUAAUCGUUAACACAGGCUUUGGCUCAAAGUCAGGCUCCGGCUUAUCCUUUAACUCAGACUCGGGUUCAGGUGCAGGCUCACUUCAGGCCCAGGCUCAAACUCAGGCUCAGGCUCAGGCUCAGGCUCAGGCUCAGGCUCAGGCUCAGACUCAGACUCAGACUCAGGCUCAGGCUCAAGUUCAGGCUCAGGCUCAGGCUCAGGCUCAAACUCAGGCUCAGGCUUAGGUUCAGGCUCAGCUCAAGCUCAGGUUCAAGCUCAGACUCAAGCUCAGGCCUAACCUCAUGAUUAAGCUUAAGCUCAAGCUUAAGCAACAAAAAAGUUUUAUUUUCAAGUUUAGGUUAAGGCUCAAGCUCAGGGAUUAAGCUCAAGCACAAACUCAGGCUCAAGCUCAAGAUCAGGCUCACCCUUAGAUUAAAACUCAAAAUCAGUUUAAAGCACAAUCUCAAGCUUAAGCUCAGGUUUAAAUUAAGGUUACAGUUAAUCCAACGCCAAUCUCUAAGCAUACGUUUUAGCAUUAACCUAAGUCUAAGCCUGAAUCUAAUCCUAGCUUGUGCCACUGAAUUAAUUUUUUUGUGUUGCAAUUUUAAUGUUAUAACUUACGACAUAACGUAUUAUUCAACCGAAUAACUUGCCUUCUUCAAAGCCAAUUUAAAUUUGAAAAAGGGAAGCAAAAUGUAAUAAAACCGGCUAACUCUUCUUCCUUCGUCUUUUUUUUCAGUUAUUGCUGUUCAAAACAUCUCACAAAAUGAAUUGGAAGUGUUGUCGACGGAGCUGGCCAAAGUAUUCUGUUUUACCAUCCAGAAGUCGCAGCUGCAGAAGCUUGAAGGGCAACGACGGUCGAAUGUGGCGUUUCAGUCGGAUGGGGUGGAUGAGCAAUCCGAUUGUGAUUUACAGGUAAAAGUUUGAUUUUAUCUCUUUUUUGAAAGUUAAUGGCCGAGCUAAAACGCAAGCCUCAGGUUGAGGUUAAAUCUUAGGUUGAGGUUGAAGUUAAGAUUAAGGUUAAGGUUAAUAUUAGGGUUGGAGUUGAAGUUUAAAUUUAGUUUCAGGCUUGAAAGCUCAAUUUAAGGUUAAAGUUAACUUAGAUGUUGAGAUUCAAUUAGACGCUUAGACUUAAGCUCAGGCUCACGCGCAGGCGCAGGCGAAAGCUCAGGCUUAGGCUCAGGCUCAGGCUCAGGCUCAGGCUCAGGCUCAGGCUCAGGCUCAGGCUCAGGCUCAGGCUCAGGCUCAGGCUUAGGCUCAGGCUCAGACUCAGGCUCAGUCCCAGGCUUAGGCUCAAUCUCAGGUUCAGGCUCACUUGGGUUUAUGCUUCAGCUCACUUUCUAGUUGGUAUUAAAAUUAAAGUUAAAAUUGCGGUUACGAUAUAAGCCUAGCCUCAGAUUUAAGCUCAAGUUUAUGCAUAAGCUCUAUCUGGCGUAGGCCCAGGCUGAAACUCAGGAUGAGGCUCUGGCUCAAGCAUGGGCUUGGAAGACGUAAGUUCAAACUCAGACUUAAAUUAUAGGUUUAGCUUUAGCCUAGGCUUAGACUCAGGUUCAGGCUUAAAUUCAAUCUUAGGUUAAAAUUUAAGCUUAGGCAUUGGUGGAAGCUUGAGCUCAAUAUCAAACUGCGGCUACGGCUCAAAAUUGCUUUUAAGCUUAAAAAUAAGCUUAUGUUUGAAUCUAAGCAUAACCCUGGUUCUCAAGAUAAACUUAACACUGGUUUAACUAAAUAUAUUUUAUAGGUAUUUGAAGUCAAACAGAAUCAAGAUCACAUAGUGACCAGACUUUUAUUAAUGUACAAAGAUAUACUUGUUAAUAGUAAAGUAAGUUUCUUCAUUUUUAUGAUAGAACAGAUAAUUUUCCUUUCCAGGUAGCGGUAGCUGAAAUAUCACAACUAACAUUGUCUCAUCUAUCAGCGAUUACUGGGUUGCCUAUCGUUGGUAUUGAAAGUAAGUGUAACAUAACCUAUAGAACUAGAAACUAUAAAGUAAAAAAAGUUUAAAAAUAUUUUAAAAAUUUAAUAAAAGUUUUUAAAAAUGAUGUUUUAGGUAAUGUUCAAUCACCUUCACUUGACUAUCGAUGGAUAAUAUGUAAGUAUAGGCUUACUAAAUCUAAAAAUAUGAACUUUUUUAAUACAAAAAAUAUUUUUUACUAUUAAUUUUAAAAAAUUACAGUAAUUCUAAUAGCCGGGUUCCUAAUCGCAGCCCUAUUUGCCUGGCUGUGCAUGUUUGUCUACUAUAACACAUGCGGAUCACCAAUAGUACGUAAAAGCAGUAGUACACCGGAUGCGGCAAACUUGCCUAGUAACGAUUAUGUUCAAAAACAUAAUAGCUACACUAAUUUGGAGGCUCAAAAUGUGUAGGUUUUAAAAAUUUGUUAAAAUUUUUUAAAAUACUUUUUGAAAAAAUGAAAAUUUAGGCCACCACUUGACCUACCGGUGCAAAACAAGCCUCAUGACCCAUUACAAGACAGUAUAUUUGACAUAACCUGUAAGUUUUUAUACCCUACCCUACCCUACCCUACCUUACUCUACCCUACCCUAACCUACGCAACCUUAUCCUACCCUACUCUACCUUUGCAAAAACUUUCUUUCCAGCAAACGACUACAUUUUAAAAACAGAAAAACCUGAUAAUCCAUCAGUAAUGUCGUUGUUCGGAAGUAAUGAAGUAUCUGAACAACAAAGUCGAAAAAUAUCGUAUGAAAGUGAAGAGAGUGCUAGAGAAAGAGAGAUGGUACGGGAGAGUAUAAAACGUAGAGAGAAAGAAAUCGGCCAAGAUGACAAAGUUAAUCGACAUAGGGUUAGAAUACAUGAAGAUAAACCUAUUUCGGAUAGUGGGGCAACUGGUACUGAUUACUAUGUUGAGCAUGAACGCAGUUACCAAGCUGGCGUCAAAGAUUCUAAAAUUGAACAAAGUGGUAUUACUAAAAGUGUCAGUAAUGACAGUCAAAACUAUAUUACUACUACAGGAAGUAUAACAAAGAAGGAUGAUAAACUACAGUACCCUACAGACCCUCAGCCUUCAAAAGUAAAGUUACCAGAAGUGUGGUCACCUUAUUAUGCUGUAGAGUUUAUCGAGCAGCUAAGGGCUUCAGUAAGUACAUUUUGUAAAAUACGUUUGUGUAUUUCUUUCACGGCUUUAAAUAUUGUUUUUAAAAGUUUUUUAAAAAUGACUUUUCUAGGAGCCAAACAGAUACAACAGUAGCGUCAAGUCACAUCCAAGGCCAACGGUGUACAAUGGGUACGAUGAAUCUGAAGGAACAUAA
Messenger RNA from Bursaphelenchus okinawaensis, 3802 nucleotides. Lineage: Eukaryota; Metazoa; Nematoda; Chromadorea; Rhabditida; Aphelenchoididae. The record is from the annotation of a GenBank genome assembly.